This is a messenger RNA of Apis florea (little honeybee), 1963 nucleotides long. RefSeq lists its product as uncharacterized. NCBI's taxonomy places the organism in Eukaryota, Metazoa, Arthropoda, Insecta, Hymenoptera, Apidae. The record is from RefSeq and is a predicted model, not a curated record.
GAUUGCCGAUCGAUCGAUCGAUCUAAACACUUGCUUCCCGCGCAGUUGAGAUCGAAGAGCCGGAGGAGGAAUUGUUGACGGACGAGGAGGAGAAGAUAAUCGAGUUGGUGAAAAAGGAACGGGAGAAGGAAAUCGAGUUCAUCAGGGUGAAGGAGUACGUGAAGCCGAUCGUGUAUCCCUACAAGAAAGUGGUGAAAGUGUACGAGAAGCCGAUCGAGGAAACCACGAUCAAGUACCAAUUAUCAAACCCGCUGUUCGUGAAGCUCGGCUGGACCGUGCUCCCCGUUUCGAAAAUCAUGAGGAAAGUUAUCGAGUAUCAAGCGCAUCCUGCCAAACCUCAUCUCGAUUGGUUCAAGAAGCACAGGCACGAAAGAAGAUUGUAUUACGAUGUAGACAAUGGGAAGCGCGUCUUUAUGAACAUCUCCGACGCAAGAGCGGCGGAAAUAUAUUAUCCGAAUGGGAGCCUUGCCAUUAAAUUCAGCAGACCGCCAGAGCGAGACUACGAUAUGUAUACUGUAUUCAGCCCAGGAGGCAAAGAUUUCAUGGGCGUGAAGAGGAGGCCCCAGAUUAUCGCCGUGUUCGACACGAUGGGGAACGGUGCCGUGUUCGACGAGGAGGGAAGGACGAGGGUGUCGUACAAUCAGAUCGGAGGCGUUUGGAAGGAUAACCCGACCGGUAUCCCCCUCACGUGGAGAUGGGACAUUUACGAAAAGACGCCGAUACUCGAGAGCGUGUACGUGGAGAAAGCAGCGGCCCAUUUUGAGAAAUAUUUCUACCCACCGACGAUGAAGGUGUUCAGAACUAACAAAGUGUCAACGCCAUCUCUGGUUUCGCGAAACAAGGAGAAGAGGAUGGACGAGACGAAACCUUACGAGGAGGAGUUCGAAAAGGAGAAAGAGGAGAAGGAGCAGGAGCUCGAUUCCGAGCAAAUUUACUCGAGCGACGCGUGCUACUUGAAACCGAUUUUCGUACAGAUGAACGAAUACAUCAGUUUGAAAAUUUUGAAUCGGCGCACCGUCACGCUCCGAUUCCUUGCCAACACGAAAAACCUCAGAAUAGAGCUCGGCACGAUCUUGAAUCUGACCAAGCAAGUGGGAUUCUAUUUUGUGGACAUGAGGGUGAAAUUUAGUUUACUUAAAUGCAAGUUCGAUGAUCCGAUGCACAUAAGGCCGGACAGUAGCGUAUACAACAUAUACAUGGAAUUGGAAAAAAUUAAAAAAAUGGCCAAGCAACGGGAGCUUUUGAUGGACAAGUACAAACCGUUCUUGCGUGCUUGGAAAAUGAUGGGGACCAGAUGUCGUCCCCGAUAAUUUCCAUCCUUCAGAUUAUCGGAUCAUUCUUUUUUCCUUUUUUUUCUCUUUAUGAUAAAAAUAAAUAAAAUAUCCUCGACGGAUCGGAAAACAAAGCGUAGGAAUGAUCAAAAGAGGACGAAGAAGAGGAUCAUUACAUUACGCAUAGGAUUUAUAUAAAUAAAAACGAGUAUGUAAUUGAAAUAAUCAUGAAGUAAAAAUCAAAAUCGUUGCCUCGGUGUAAAAACGCUUUCCUCGCGCCUUGUCGCAACGCGUGGCAAUACACGUUACGCGCAAUUGCAUACAAGUCGCGCGCGCAUGCGCGUAUCGCGAUCGCAUCGUCCAAUUAUAUCCAUUCGUGGAUCGUACGUUGCGUACGUCGUGUCGCGUUUCGUGUUGUGUGUUCGUGCUUGUGUGUAUGUUAUGUGUGUGCGCGCGCUCAAGACGCAUACUCGAAACAAUAUUCCCCCAUCGAAGGAGAAUAUUUUAAUAUUUUUUAACAUUAUCCUCGAAAAUCUUAAAACUAACAACUAAAAGGAGGGAAAGAGGAGGGUCGUGGAUAGACAGACGGAUCGGAGAACAAAACAAUUUCGAGUUCGAAUAAAUUAGGUUAGUCGGAUCGAUCGAGAGAAAGUGGGGAGGGGGAAGUGGGCCGCGUUUAGUUAGAAAAACAA